Messenger RNA from Ictalurus furcatus (blue catfish), 2806 nucleotides. RefSeq names its product E3 ubiquitin-protein ligase UBR2-like. Bases 478 to 1716 code for a protein of 412 amino acids. NCBI's taxonomy places the organism in Eukaryota, Metazoa, Chordata, Actinopteri, Siluriformes, Ictaluridae. The transcript is spliced from 10 exons. Gene Ontology annotation, cellular component: ubiquitin ligase complex; cytoplasm. Gene Ontology annotation, biological process: ubiquitin-dependent protein catabolic process via the N-end rule pathway. The record is from RefSeq and is a predicted model, not a curated record. Gene Ontology annotation, molecular function: ubiquitin protein ligase activity.
UUCCUGAUCCAGGCAUGAGAAUGAUUUCAAUACAUUCUUCUCUUGUCAAAAGCGUUUUUAAAGGCUAUCUGGGGGGAAAAAAUGAAAGUAUGAAAAAAAAAAAAAACUUUUUUUGGAAGACAUUUAGGUAAACAAAAAAAAGUGUUAAUUUCCCCCAUGUAUAAUUCUGCUUUGUUGCAUUGGACGUCUUUGUUUUGUUAUAUAAGGUGUUGGCUUUAUACUCCAUUAUAGGCAACUUUGCAUAAUAACAUCAUUAGUGCUUUUUUUCCCUACAGUAAAAUGAUCAAAUGCUUUCUUCAGCUUUGAGUAUUGCUGAAGACUCAAAGUGCCGUGUGGUGGUGUUCUCGGGUGCAGGGAAAAUCUUCACUGCAGGCAGAGGAAGCUCAGCGAAAGCUUAAGAGACAGAAUGGAGAGGACCCAGCCCUGCCUCCAUUCUGCCCACUGUUUGCCAGCUUGGUAAACAUUCUGCAGUGUGACAUGACGCUUGGCAUGCUGGGAGCUGUGCUGCAGUGGGCUAUGGAGCUCAGUGGAGGACACUGGUCUGAGUCCACGCUGCAGAGGGUGCUGCACUUGAUAGGCAUGGCUCUGCUGGAGGAGCAGCAACAGCUAGAGAACAUUGGGGAUGACGAUGAAGUUACUUUCAACUUCACCCUCAAAAUCUCCCGUCCCGGUGAAGCCCCCGGCAACACUACAAGCAUCCUGGCUCUGUUAGAGACCUUGCAGUGCGCGCCUCACUUGGAAGUGCACAAAGACAUGAUUCGCUGGAUCCUUAAAAUGGUUAGCAUUAAAACGAUGCGUGAGUGCACAGCUGCUGCACCUCCCUGUGAAGGAACAGGGCACUGUCACAAGGAGACUGUGUGGGACAAAGACAAAGCAGAGAGAAAAAGGAAAGCUGAACUGUGCUGGAAAAAGACCAUGGCUCAAACAUUAGAGAGCCAGAGUCAUUUUAUCAAUAAGUACAUAGAUCUGCUCACGCAGGAUUCAGAGGAUCUGGACGCCUCAGCCUCUACAUCAGCAGAGCAUAGCCCCAGUUCAUGUGACAGUGCUCUGGUGUGUGUGGGACCUCGUCGUUGGCGUGCCAGAGGAGGAGAGAGGAGGCAGAUGGAGAUGUGUAUCCUGUGUCACGAAGCGCAGGAGAUCCUACCUGAUGGCACCACCAUGGUGCUCGCUGCCUUUGUCCAACGCUCUACGGUCAUGUCCAAGAUCCGCAAAAGACCCCCUCACAAUCCAGAGAGCUAUGAUCCCCUCUUCAUGCACCCUGACCUGUCCUUUGGUACCCAUACCGGCAGCUGUGGCCACAUCAUGCACUCUCACUGCUGGCAGAGGUCUUUGAAUAUCAAUGAUGCAGACAGGGAGGAGAAAAAUAACAGGUAUUUACAUACCAGUCAGUAUGUGUGUGUGUGUGUGUGUGUGUGUGUGUGUAUGUGUGUAUAUGUGUGUGUGUCUCUGCACCACUUAACUCCUGUCUCCCAUUUUUACUGCAUUUGUAAAACUGGAGACACUGCAGGGGGAAACCACUCAAACCCUCUAGUGUGUGAAUCUCCCAGAGCUUACACAUUCAAACUGAAACUACACAAGCACUACAAACGUGUGUGUGUGUGUGUGUGUGUGUGUGUUUGUGUAACAAAUACAGUAACAGUAAACCGUUUUUGUGUUGAUCUUGAUGUAUGUUUUGGAUCAUUGUCCUGCUGGAAGAUCCAACCACGGCCAAUUUGAAGCUUUCUGUCAGAGGCAGUCAGGUUUUCAUUUAAUAUCUGUUGAUAUUUGAUAGUCCAUUACGCCAUGUAUCCUUUCUCUGUACCGUCACUUUGGGGUGGUAGUUACAUACAUCGACUUGGAUAAGCAAGUUACAAGCCAUCGAUAAGGGAAACCUGAGAUCAAGAUACAUCUCAGGUUUUAUUUAUUUAUUUUCAUUUAUUUAUUUAUUUUUUAAGAACUCACUUUUUACAUUCCUUCUAAUAAGUCGCCUAAAUGCAUUCUUAAGUUCAUUCUGCUUAAGGCACUCCACAAAAGCUUAGUGGAGUAGUACUCCAGCUACCAAGGAGUAGUUGAUUAAAAAUAGUCGAGAGUAUUUGUUUAUAAAACUAAUUGUUGAAGCCCUAAAAAGAGCAGUGUUCCUGUGGACCUCAGGGGAAGCAGUAAGGAGCUCUGUUCAUUUGUGAACUUUAAGAAAAGUAACCUGGGUGAAGCUCUUCAUGAAUCUGGGAGAUGUUGAGUAUGUGCAAAAAAUUUAAAUAUAACAUUUAAAAAGUUUAAGAUUUCACAGCAUAUUUGUGUGUGUGUUAUUUCAGUAUUAAUGUUCUUAUUAUUAUUUUAAAACUUUUUUUAAAAAAAAACAAACAAACACAUGUGCCAGGGUGUACAAACGUUUUUUUUUUGUUUUUCCUGGUUGCGUAUUUAAAAUUCUUACUUGAACCGGUACAUCUAUACGAUAUAUUUUCGUCAUGUGUGUGCUUGUGUGUGUAUUUGCACAUGUAUGUGCACGUGUGUGUUUUCCUACUAUAGGUGUUUAAGGACUCUUUGAUCCACCAGAGGACGGGUGAUAAGAAGAACCCAUUUCGGUACUUCUCUAAGCAGGAGCUGAAGGAGCUUUUCACACUGGAGGACACGUACUCGUCCUCCACUCGGCUGCAGCUGCAGUCGCUCCACUCGUCUGCGUGCCGCUCCGACCCUGAGCUGCAGUGCCACAUCUCCUCUCUGAAGGGCAUGAAUGUGUUUGGCGUGUCCCGUCAUGACUUGCUGUUCUCUAAUGAGGAUACUCUGCAGGACGAGGACAAAUAUGGUCACAAUUUGGCCCAUAUCUGUU